AUGCUGGUUCCCGAGCUCUACCGAAAUAUCAGCAUCCAUGGAUCCAACAGCUUCCAAAAGCUCAAGUGCUUCAUUCAGUUUCUGAUUGACAACAAAGAUGUUGCCGUCAACAUCCGAAGACUGUAUCUACACUUAGAUCCUAGCAACAUGGAGACCAAGGAUUUUACAGAGGCAGAUCUCGAAUGGAGUCACUGGGCUGCUAGACAGUCGGGCGCCCCGUCACCGUACUACCUCUGGCACUCGGAAGAUGGACAGCUUCUCCAAAUGUCGGAAUCUCGAUGCUCCAGAACUCGGAUCUUACACCUUGGCAUUCUUCUCGAGAUCAUUCUUUCGCGUGUACACGGAGUACAAGAGCUAGGUCUCGCAGUGCCGGGAGGCCUGUUUUGCGAUCAGUACGGCCCAUGGUCCAGAACCGAGCUCGAUGGCCUACUAUGGACAGGGGAGCCAGGCCCUUCAGAUCCCCUCAAGAUUCAGACCUUUCGGGGUGUUCAGCGACCACUUCCGAAUAUCAAGAUGCUCGCUAAGAUCCGAGGAAUGAUCCAAGGCUGCUCCUCCCUUGUCUCUUUCAAGUAUCUGAACUCCCGGGCAGAUGCAUACGUUCCACACUGGCCUGUGUCACCCGAAGAGGUUGUUACCAUACUCCGGGAGCACCAGAACACGACGACUACCCUCCUCACUCUCUGCCUUGAUCUCAAUGACUGGUAUCGUGGAGAGUAUGAGGCUAUCAGAAGUCUUUCGGACUUCAGUAAUCUGGAGAAUCUCUGGGUCGAUGCCUCGAGUAACGAUCUCGGCGAUAAUGGUGACGACUGGACUUUCUCGAUUAUGAAUGAUGGUGACGGCUAUGGCGGCGGAAGCUACCUGCAAGAUGGUGAUGCUAAGGAGGAAGACAUUGGCGAGACCAACAAAGACACCACUUUGUCAUACCAGGAACGAUUCAUUAGGGCGGGUAUCGAAUCUCCGAGCACCCUGUGCACGCUUGGAGAGUUGUGGUAA
Messenger RNA from Colletotrichum lupini, 993 nucleotides. RefSeq lists its product as uncharacterized. The transcript is spliced from 3 exons. The record is from RefSeq and is a predicted model, not a curated record. NCBI's taxonomy places the organism in Eukaryota, Fungi, Ascomycota, Sordariomycetes, Glomerellales, Glomerellaceae. The coding region runs from base 1 to 993 and encodes 330 amino acids.